Messenger RNA from Dothidotthia symphoricarpi CBS 119687, 2714 nucleotides. RefSeq names its product oxidosqualene:lanosterol cyclase. The transcript is spliced from 4 exons. Gene Ontology annotation, cellular component: lipid droplet. The record is from RefSeq and is a predicted model, not a curated record. The coding region runs from base 345 to 2531 and encodes 728 amino acids. Gene Ontology annotation, molecular function: lanosterol synthase activity. Gene Ontology annotation, biological process: ergosterol biosynthetic process; triterpenoid biosynthetic process. Lineage: Eukaryota; Fungi; Ascomycota; Dothideomycetes; Pleosporales; Dothidotthiaceae.
CAAUACCGACUGCGUUACCCAUCUUGUUACUGCUUCAUCCCGUAUUGACCCUCCCGUAGUCCUAACAAUCUGCUUUGCAAAAACAUACUGUGUACGGCACUUUAUCUAUCUGGGAAUGCCAAGAUGGAGGAUGCCACUUGCAGCCUAGCAGGUCUCUUUUGUAGGGCAGGUCGACCCGAACAUAGUAAGUUUUAUCCAAUAAGGAAACCGUCAAUAAUGUCGAUAGCGGAGACUGCUGACUGCAUUGUGUAUUAAUAUCAUUUUUUAUUUUGCGUAUAACUAGCAAGUUAGCAGCUGUGUCUAAGUGGAGUGCCAUUCUGAGUAGGAAAGAAAGAAGAAAUACAAUGGAACACUACGUCGACGGAGAUGUGUCUCUGGACACCAGCGGAGACCAAAAGACUGAUUAUUCAAGAUGGCGGUUGAUGGACGAACAAGGCCGCCAAUCCUGGCGCUAUCUUGAGUCUGACGAGGAGAGGGCAGACUGGCCACAGACGACGUUCGAGAAGCAUUUCCUUGGUCUGGACACUGCAAACCUACCCAAGGCGCAAACCCCGUUACAGGCCGCCCAAGGCGCCAUGUCAUAUUUCAGCCAACUGCAGCUGCCCUCGGGACAGUGGGCGAGCGAGUGCACCGGACCCCUCUUCAUCCUGCCCUGCGUAGUCAUAGCCGGGCACGUGACGGGCAGCCCCCUUCCCGCCGCGUAUGCCGUCGAGAUCCGGCGCUACCUCUUUGCGCGCCAGCGCGUUGUGGAUGGAGGCUGGGGGUGGCACGCCGAGGCGCGCAGAAGCUCGGCCAUCGGCACCGCCCUCAACUACGUCGUCUUGCGGCUGCUGGGGGCGGGCCGAGACGACCCGCGCCUGGUCAGGGCCCGGGCGUUGCUGCACGAGCUCGGCGGAGCUACGCACGCUCCCGGCAUCGCCAAGUUCUGGCUCUGCGUCCUCGGCGUCAUGAAGUGGGAGUGCGUCAAUCCGUUCCUACCCGAGUUAUGGCUCACGUCCGACUCGGAUCCCGCCGCGCCGAGCAAAUGGUAUCUCCACACGCGCACCAACUUCACCUCCAUGUCCUACGUGUGGUCCAAGCAGUGGAGCUAUGGCGGGGAUGCCGUCACCGAGCAGCUCCAAGCCGAGCUCUACACGCAGCCCUACAACACCAUUGACUUUGCUGCACACCGCGGCUCCCUCGCCGCCGUGGACAACAACUAUCCCAAGUGGUGGCUUGUGAACCUCGUUAACUGGCUGACCGUCACCGUCUACGUCCCGUACUUGCGCAAGCCCGCCACCGCCGAGAGCGCCGAGCGCAAGGUUUGGGACCUCAUCGUGGCCGAAGACAGGAACACCGAGUACAUCGGGCUCUCGCCCAUCAGCAAGGCCGCGAACCUCGUCGCCUGUUACUUCCACGAGGGGCCUGACGGGAGCUCGGUCCGCGCCCACCGGCGAACCAUGACGCAGUACUUCUGGAUGACCAAGGACGGCAUGGCGUGCAACCUCUCAGAUGGGAUUCAGGUCUGGGACACGUCGCUCGGGGUGCAGGCGCUCGCCGCGGCGGGUGCGGGCGCCAAGGCAAACCCUCGGUUCCAGUCCACGCUCGUUAGGGCCCAUGCCUUCCUGGCGGACCACCAGCUGCUGGAAGACAUAGCGGACCAGGACAAGUGCCACCGGUGGCCUCGCAAGGGCGGGUGGCCGUUCAGCACCCGAUACCAGGGCUACAUGAUUAGCGAGUGCACCGCCGAGGGCCUCCGCUCCGUCAUGCAGCUUCAAGAGAUGAGCCACUUGCAUCUGGCCCAGCGGAUACCCGAGCAAAGGCUGCGGGACGCCGUCGACUGUCUGCUGAACCUGCAGAACGACACGGGCGGCUUCGGCGUCUACGAGAAGCGACUAGGUUCGCCCAAGCUCGCGUGGCUGGAGAUGGGCGAGUUUGUGGGCAAGACCAUGGUCACGUACGACCAUGUCGAGUGCACUACCGCCGCCGUAUCCGCCCUUCUGUCUUUUAGCAAGCUGCAUCCCGACUACCGCGCCGUCGAAAUCGAGACGACGACAGCGCACGGGCUGUCCUUCAUCAAACAAUCACAAAAGCCCGACGGCGGCUGGCAUGGUGCCUGGGGCGUCUGUUUCACCUAUGCGGGAAUGUUUGCGCUGGAAGCCCUAGCCCUCGCGGGAGAGACGUACGCGACUAGUGAGGCGUCGCGUCGCGGAUGCGACUUCCUCCUGGACAAGCAAAAGGAAGAUGGGGGCUGGGGAGAGUCUUACCUGAGCUUGCGGCAGGAAGAGUACGUUCAGCAUGAAGAGUCCCAGGUGGUGCAGACGGCCUGGGCCUGCAUGGCGCUGAUUCAUGCCGGAUACGCUGAGAGGGAGCCUGUGAAAAGGGGACUGAGAUUGAUCAUGUCUCGCCAGCAGUCCAAAGGGCAAUGGUGCCAAGAGUCACUCGAGGGUGGUAUCGGACAUGGGGUUAUAUCUUAUUCCAAUUAUAAGCUUUACUGGCCAAUCCGAGCUUUGGCUGAAUAUGUUGCCAGGUUUGGAAACGAGCAGCUGUGAGGAAAAUAGGAGUCAUAUUGUCGAUAUUUACUUUAGGCCAUGUAAGAAGCAUGCAAGGAUAUUGGUUGUUUCAAAUCAUCAAUUAAUGAUAGAUUGUUCUUCUAGCCUAGCGCUUGAUGCCAUCUUUGUUGCUUCCUCUCGUUAUCAGGCGAAAAAUCCCCAAACCUAUCAGCGUACCUGGAU